CAAAUUUCGGUUGAACCAAUAAAAAGUGUUCACUGAGCGUCACAAGCCAACAUAACUCAACAGGUCGCAAUCGCGUCAAGUUCGGUGGCUCAGAAGAGGCAACUCACGUCACAGCAUGAAAACAUCAUCAGUGUGGAUCACCUUUGCCGUAGCCAUAACAGCGAUAGAAGGUCAUUACUACACCGAGUUGGAAUUGGAUCCCCAUCUGCACACGGAUUUCCACCUCGCCGAAGGUGAUUCCUAUUAUCCAUUGGACGUGGAAUCAUAUCAAAAUCACCUUCCGUUUGAGCUAUAUCAGCCCAGCUCGACAUUUUGGGACCAUUUUCUGCAGAAACCAAAGUUCAUGAACUAUCAGGCUCAACCGAAUUCACUGAUCAAUUACACACCCGUGGAGCCAAAUUCGUGGAUCAAGCCAAAUGUGUUCGUCAAUGGGCAGGGUUACAUCACGGAUCGGUACGUGGCGCCAACGAUGCUGAAAAGGUUACUCGCGAUGAGUCCUCGAUAGGGUGGAAAGUUUCAUUAUUUUUAUAAACAAAAUAAAAAGGCUGACUUUUGCCAUUUAUUUAU
Aedes aegypti (yellow fever mosquito) is the source of this 567-nucleotide messenger RNA. RefSeq lists its product as uncharacterized. NCBI's taxonomy places the organism in Eukaryota, Metazoa, Arthropoda, Insecta, Diptera, Culicidae. Bases 116 to 505 code for a protein of 129 amino acids. The record is from RefSeq and is a predicted model, not a curated record. The transcript is spliced from 2 exons.